Molecule: messenger RNA, 880 nt
Organism: Aureococcus anophagefferens
Lineage: Eukaryota; Pelagophyceae; Pelagomonadales; Pelagomonadaceae
Exons: 4
Coding region: 1-828 (275 amino acids)
Source: RefSeq, a predicted model, not a curated record
AUGUCGACCGGUGCCCGUAGAGCGAUGGACAAUGGUGAAGUGGUUAACCAAGACGAUGAUGCAAUGAAUGCCAACAGAAAGCCGGCUUCACGCCGAGUGGAUGAUGUGAAUACAAGUGCUUCACCGUCUGAGGACGGCCGCGCGAACGAGCCGGGGACUUUGCAAGAGGUGAAAGAGACUGACAUUCAGACGACAAGGCUGCUAGAGCAUGCGGAAGAACCGACUCAUCGCUCACUACAAUCGACCACUGUGACAUCUUUCAUUGUGUCGGAAAAAUCGAGAAAUGGGACCACGUGCGAUCUACAGAGCAGCCCAAAUGCACAGGACGUGAUACUGCCGGUUGAACUGCUUGACAGAUGCAAUCGAGCCAAACCGCCAGCAGAUUCUAACAUUGUCGAGCCACCAGAAGAUAUGGAGAUCAACAGGGGGGGCCUUUCGCAGCGUAGCUUCUUCGUAAAGCCAGAUUGUGAUUUGGCCGCGCUGAGCACCAAACCUUCAACGCCCUCAUCUCAGACAGGCACAUUACUUGACAUGAAACCCGAGACUCCGAUUCUAGCGCCAUCAUUACCGUCGCCGACGCUUGUAGGGCGUGUCACCGCGGGUGUCGUAAGCGGUAUCUGGGGUAUGACCCGAGAGGCAGCUCUAUCUGGUGACUUGGCAAAAACAUCCAAGUUUGAAUAUAAAUUCAAGUUGAGCAACUUUGAUACGCUUGAUAGCUCCUGGAAAGCUGAACAUCCGAGGUCGGGGCCAAAACCGCUACGGUCCAUUCACAAUAUCUGGGACAUGUCAUACCGAUGGAAGUGCUCUGGAGCUUGCAAGGAUAUAUGAGCCAAAACCACCGCCUGUACCGAAGCUAAAAACAUCAUUACAACGCAAAAAC